This is a messenger RNA of Purpureocillium takamizusanense, 1233 nucleotides long. RefSeq lists its product as uncharacterized. Lineage: Eukaryota; Fungi; Ascomycota; Sordariomycetes; Hypocreales; Ophiocordycipitaceae. The transcript is spliced from 3 exons. The record is from RefSeq and is a predicted model, not a curated record. Gene Ontology annotation, molecular function: protein binding. Bases 1 to 1233 code for a protein of 410 amino acids.
AUGGACAAGGUGGACAGCGGUUCACAGCAUGGACGAGAUGCUUCUAGGGGCUGGGGCUACCCCUGGGCAACAGCAGGCAACGGGAGCCGAGGGUCCGUCGAUGAGGAGACGGGUGCCGUCCUGGCCUCGAAUGAUGGCGAGGAUGGCCCACAGAUCCCGCUCCAAGACCUCUCCUCACUUAGUCUGACGGCGGUCGAGCCCAAACCGCCACCCACGUUUCUCGACCAGCUUCGGCGCCUGCCCCCCGAGGUCUGGCUCGAGAUUCUGGGGUAUCUGAGCCUCGGAGAAGUCAUACGGCUGAGGCGGACCUGCUUUCCCCUCUACCAAAGUAUCCCGAGCUCAGCUUUUGCGGCUGUGUUCCGGCACAGGCUGGCCAAGCUCUCGCUCCGGACCUGUCGCAGAUGCCUCACGACGGCAAGGUCCUGUCGGCACCUGCUGCAGCCCUUAAUCCGACCGCUGGCCCCGCCGUACAUGCUGGUCGCGGAGUGCGUCCCCUGCAAGGCCCAACGAGGCGGCAUAGAGCCCGAGGGUGAGUGGUGGCUCCUGGGCCGGAGGGCCUUCAUGUGCGGCUUCUGCGGGUACCCGACCGACGCCCCGGGCUGGAUAGGGACGGGCUUGCGGUUGCACGGCUACUGCCGCGAGAGGUACGGGUACUUGAGGACCGCGGCGUACUUUUUCGCCUUUCUGCCCGUGCCGCUGGUCCUUGGCUUCGUCUGGUUCAUUGCCACGAGUAGUGAAGCUGGCCGGAUCACUAAUGCUUUGCUCGGGGCAGAAUGUUGCGUCCCAGUUUUAUCCUUUAUAAUGCUUGCCUAUCCACAGGCGGUGCUGAGGCUCCAUCACUUUGCGGCACUGCUGAGCUUAGCCGCGGUGAUUGUCGCUACAGUGGUUAUUACGAGGAUUACGUCUUGGAUGAGCUAUCAUGACACCGCAGACGGCAAGUGGAAGCUUCUCUUCGGCGCGCUUGUAGUCGUUGUGACGAUCAAAUCCCUCCACUUCGUGGGCAACGUCAUUCUCAUGCUAGAAUACAAGCACUGGCAAAACAUGAGGCCUCAUUCGGCGUGGCCACGACGUGCCCUCGCAGUGAUGCUGAAGCUGGCCGCUAUGCUCGCCAAUCCGCUGUACCUGGAGCAGGUUUACCCGGGGCGAUACACGCCAAUGUGGCUCAGAAACGUGCUGGAUCGCCUCAGUGGACGGCAGCGUUGGCAGAACGGCGACGUUGAGCUGGCGGUUUGA